GAAUAGCAAAUUGAGCGGAAGCUGGAGAGAGACUCGAGAUUGUACGGAUCCGGCUUCCCGUGCCAUUAGAAGCGCUGGCGACAAGCGUGACCGGAGAAACAGCACGAAGAUGGCGACAAACCUGAUGAACCUACGCAAUCUCUUUGAGCAAUUAAUGCGGCAAGUGGAUGGACUAAAUGAGGGUAUAGAGCCACAGUUUAUUCAGCUGGCUAAGAAUUUUGAAGACUUUCGGAGGAAAUGGCAAAGAUCAGAGCAUGAACUGAUGAAAAAUAAAGAAAUGCUCAUGAAGACUGAAACGGAGCGCAGUGCGCUAGAAGUUAAGCUAAAGCAUGCACGCAAUCAGGUGGAUGUGGAGAUCAAGAGGAGGCAGCGUGCAGAGGCUGAAUGUGAAAAGCUGGAGCGGCAGAUACAGCUGAUACGGGAACUGCUUAUGUGUGAUCCAUCUGGCAGUAUUCAGCUCAGUGAACAGCAAAGAAGUGCUUUAGCUUUUCUCAACAACAGGACUCAAAUGUCUGCUGAUGGCAAUGGCACUAGGAGGCUCUCAACAAUAGAUGAAUCUGCUUCCAUCCUCUCCGACAUCAGCUUUGACAAAACUGAAGACUCUUUGGACUGGGAUUCCUCUCUUGUACGAAAUGUAAAGCUGAAGAAACGAGAGAAACGGCGUUCCUCUAGGCAGCAUACUGAAGGACCACCUGUUCCAAGCAAGCGAAACCGUUCCAUAGGAAUUGCACUGGAUCAGGGCAAUGAAUCAAUUAUCGCAAAAACAACUCUUACUGUCCCAAACAAUGGAGGGCCUAUUGACGUUGUUUCCUCAAUUGAGACUGUACCAUACUAUAACACUCGAAUCCGUAGGACUGGAACACUGCAGCCCUGGAAUAGUGAUUCCAGUUUAUCGAGUCGGCACCUUGAUGAUAAAGGUGAAACAGACAGUUGCAGAACUCCACAGAAUGGAGGCAUGCGUCUACAUGAAUUUGUAUCAAAAACGGUGAUUAAACCUGAGUCGUGUGUUCCAUGUGGUAAAAGAAUAAAAUUUGGAAAAAUUUCACUGAAGUGCCGCGAUUGUCGUGUUGUAGCUCAUCCAGAGUGUCGUGAACGAUGCCCACUCCCAUGUAUUCCUACAUUGGGUGGCACUCCAGUCCGUAUUGGAGAGGGUAUCCUUGCUGAUUUUGCUCCACUGACAUCUCCAAUGAUUCCUCCAAUAAUUGUUCACUGUGUCAGUGAAAUUCAGCAGAGAGGACUUCAUGAGACGGGCUUGUAUCGAAUUUCUGGCUGUGACCGCACAGUGAAGGAUCUUAAGGAAAAGUUCCUCAGAGGAAAGAGUGUUCCUCUUCUAAGUAAGGUGGAUGAUAUUCAUGCGGUUUGUGGAUUCCUUAAGGAUUUUCUACGAAAUCUCAAGGAGCCACUUCUCACAUUCCGGCUCAAUAAAACUUUCAUGGAAGCAGCUGAAAUGGCAAAUGAAGAGCGCAGCAUAGCAGCUAUUUACCAAGCUGUAGAUGGGUUGCCAGCAGCCAACAGAGACACUCUAGCUUACUUGAUGAUCCAUCUUCAAAGAGUGGCCCAGAGCCCAGACUGUAAGAUGGAUGUGAGCAAUCUGUCCAAGGUAUUUGGCCCAACUCUUGUUGGUCACGCAGUGUCGGAUCCUGACCCCAUGACAAUCCUUCAAGAUACAAGGCGACAACCUAUGGUCCUUGAAAGGCUGCUGUCGUUACCUGCAGAAUACUGGAACCAGUACAUGAUGGUAGAAAAUAUUGACCCCAAUCACAUUAUUGAAAAUUCCAAUGUUUUUAGCACUCCCCAGACUCCUGAUGCCAGAGUCAGCAUGUUAGGACCCCUUACUACUCCAGAGCAACAAUUCAAUAAAACUCCAUCAUCCAGCUCCCUCUCUCAGAGGAUGAAAUCCACAAUUAGCAAAAACACCCCAAUGUUUGGAAGCAAAAGUAAAUCCGCAAGCAGCAUCCCUAGACAAGGAAACUUUUUUGCCUCACCGCUGCUAAAAUAAAAGGCCUGGAAGAUGCAAGUCAUACACUACUCCUGGAGUCUACUAAUCUACACUUUGCUUUUAAACACUUAAUGCAUUUUACUGAAGGGAAUUAUAAAACAUUGUACUGUAUAGCAAGUCUGCUGCCAGCCAUUAAGAGUUUUAUAACUGUGCAUUUUUAUUAUUUUAGUCGGCUGUUCUAAAAUCUUCAUUGUAGAAGCUCGUUUUAAGUUUUUAAUUGUUCUGGAUUGUUUUAUGACAAGGUCUGAAUGUUUUCCAGUUUAUAUUGGAGUGAGCAGGUAAACAAUACGGUUUGACAUAAAUGGAGUUGAUCAAAAAAAAAA
Molecule: messenger RNA, 2322 nt
Organism: Xenopus laevis (African clawed frog)
Lineage: Eukaryota; Metazoa; Chordata; Amphibia; Anura; Pipidae
Gene: racgap1.L
Product: Rac GTPase activating protein 1 L homeolog
Biological process (GO): cell differentiation; Rho protein signal transduction; signal transduction
Cellular component (GO): acrosomal vesicle; cleavage furrow; nucleus
Molecular function (GO): diacylglycerol binding; GTPase activator activity
Source: RefSeq, marked provisional